Desarmillaria tabescens is the source of this 1211-nucleotide messenger RNA. RefSeq lists its product as uncharacterized. NCBI's taxonomy places the organism in Eukaryota, Fungi, Basidiomycota, Agaricomycetes, Agaricales, Physalacriaceae. The transcript has 9 exons. The record is from RefSeq and is a predicted model, not a curated record. The coding region runs from base 373 to 1104 and encodes 243 amino acids.
CCCCCCCCGGACGUAUUCAGUGGAAAUUAUAUUUAGAGGGUUACUGGAAAGUCUGUUCCUUCACCAUACGCUGAAUCGUCGACAUCUUGAUCUUGAUCGGGGACCGGUAAUAAUAUGAGUUACACAGUUCAUGAGCCUAUCAAACGGCAUGUAAAUGUAUACCACUGGUCGCAAAAGGCUGUGCUCAGAGUCUACGAUGGGGUGGAACCCGAUCUUGCUCCACCCAGUAAUAGCACAGUGAUCUUGCUGUUAACUUGCUGUUUUCGUUGGAAAUUUCCAUCCCAAACAGUAAGAUCAUGGUCUUUCUUCGUCGUGCCUCCUUUUCGACAAGUUAAAAAAACCUCCAAGAACCCUCCUUUCACCAUCUCUUCAAUGGACCCCUUCUUGUCCCAAAGCAUUCCAGAACUUAUAAUAGACGCCAUUAGCUUAUGGACGGACAGAUACCGCUCUACCCGAGCUCUAACAUCCUGUAGCCUCGCUUCACGCAGCCUCCUCCCACGAUCCCGCUUCCAUCUUUUCCCGCGGGGUUGUCAGGCGCUGAAGAGGGCCUUUCUAGUCGAUGUAGAUAUGAAGGGAUUUCCGUGGAAUUUGAGGUUAUUGGAUGUUGAGUUUUGUCCGUACGUCAAACAACGGCUGCAGAACGCUCUUCUGAGGCCGGGAACGCUGAGGAAUUUACGAUCGCUGGCGGUUAAGUUUUGCGAAAGGAACGAUGAGGAACUCCAUUUUACAAAUAUUGAUACACGGCGCAAUAUGGAGGCUUCGAUUCAACAUUACUUCAUCUGGACACUGCAAGUCCCCACUUCAAGGGAAAUAGACAUCUUCGUUCCCUCGCCUAGCAUGUAUGAAAUUCAAAACGCCGACAGCCUCUGGGACGCUCUGGAUGACAGAAAUAUCAAGUUGAUGAUCGACCUCUCUUGGGAUCGGGGUGAGCAGACGUGCUGGAAAUUUCAGGAUGCGAUAUGGGUGUAUAGUUUGGACAGGAAUCAGUUGGAAGAAAUGAGAGAUUUCAUAUUGAGUAGGAUGGAAAGACUGGCGAAAAGGGGGAUGCUGGAAGUGCGGGUAAGGGUUGCAAGGAAACUUUUCACGAAGAUUGGACCAUAUUAGCUUGAUAAAUAGAGAUUGUGAUGCUUGAUUUCUCCUUUUCCGUAAAAAAUAUCAAUUACAGGUUGCAUAGAAGUUUAUCGUGGGCUCGACAUCAAUCGAUAACGAUG